AAAUCCACCGGGGCUGUGAAUUGAGAGGGAUCACGUGAAGGGAGGGAGGAACCUCGCUGGCCCCCAGCCAGUGGAAGGGCCGAUGGGUGGAACAAAAACGGGGCACGGAGAGACAGAUGUGACUAACGGAUCCUGUGUGCGUGGUACCCACGUCUGCGUCUGCGAGAAUGUGGGCUCUGGUAGCGGUGCGGCUCUGCCGGCCUUUUGCAUGACACUGGAACUGCUGCUCACAAAGUAGAAUCCCGCUGCUCUGUGGUAGGAAGGAUAGAGAAAGAACAUGGCCUGCAUUUUGAAGAGAAAGUCUGUUGUUGUCGUGAGUUUCAUUGCUGCAUUCCUCUGUCUGAUCAUCGUUCGUCUCACAAAUGAAGUCACAUUCCCUUUGAUUCUAAACUGCUUCGGACAAACCAGUGUCAAGUGGAUACCAUUUUCUAAUGGCCAAAGGCAGCUUCUGAGAACUCACUAUGGAUAUGUAAAUGUGAAAACACAAGAGCCUCUACAACUGGACUGUGACCUCUGUGCCAUUGUUUCUAAUUCAGGACAGAUGGCAGGCCAGAAGGUGGGAGCUGAGAUAGAUAAGUCCUCCUGCAUAUGGAGAAUGAACAAUGCACCCACAAAGGGCUAUGAGGAGGAUGUUGGGAAGAGGACGACCAUCAGAGUGGUUUCUCACACAAGUGUGCCUCUCCUACUCAAGAAUCCCGAGUACUUUUUCAAAGAAACCAACAGCACCCUUUAUGUGAUCUGGGGACCUUUUCGAAACAUGAGGAAGGAUGGAAAUGGCAUUGUAUACAACAUGCUGAAGAAAGCUGUUGACAGCUACCCAACUGCCAAAAUCUAUGUGACAACGGAAAAGCGCAUGAGUUACUGUGAUGCGGUGUUUAAGAAGGAGACGGGAAAAGACCGAGUCCAGUCAGGUUCAUAUCUCAGUACGGGUUGGUUUACCUUAAUUUUGGCUAUGGAUGCCUGCUAUGGAAUUCACGUCUAUGGGAUGAUAAAUGACACCUACUGCAAGUCAGAAGGCUUUCGCAAAGUUCCCUACCAUUAUUAUGAGCCAGGAAGAGAUGAGUGUGAAGAAUACUUCCUGCAUGAAAAUGCUCCUUAUGGAGGUCACAGGUUUAUCACAGAAAAGAAAGUAUUUGCUAAAUGGGCCAAGAAGCACGCAAUAAUAUUUACACACCCCAACUGGACAGUAUCUUGAUACUGGUUUUCUUAACUCUCCUUGAAUAGCAAAAUAAUACAAAAUUGUGUCCGUUUACAAUAAUUUUUCUUGCACCAGGCAAGUCUUUUUCAGCCUGGAUAACAGUAAACUAAAAGCAGAAGACAAAGUGGGUGAUGGUCCAGCUGUUAAGCAAAGUUAAUCAAACUGUGGAAGGCAAACACAUCGCUUGUUAUUUCUAAGGGUUUUACUCCAUCCAACGCACUUUAUGCUUUAACUGGAUUUUACUUCAGUAGUUAAAAGCAGAUGAGAUUUCCUGUAUAAGCAGAUGCACACAGGGAACUUGGUUGUCCUCUAAAAAUUGUCCAUCACCUUAGUUAAUUAAAAUGAGUAGCUGUGGCUCAAUUGCAGUACCAAAAGUACUGCAGAACUAGUUUCAUUUGUGGUAUUAGCACAAAUUAUUCACAAAAGGAAACAUGAAGAACUAUACAGACUUCCAAAGUUUAGUUGUCUUUUCUGUGAGUGAGCAAAUGUUAAAAAAUAUCUAAAUACUUUGACACGUGUUAGCACUUGGGUGUAUGCUAAAAUUACAGAUGAUCUAAACAUGGUUCUUGAACUGCACACAGCUCUCACAUGAGAAAAUAUUACUUGCUCAAGAUUCUUGAUUAAUUCAUACCUUCUAAAAUUCAGCUUCUUUGCAUCCUGAUCAGCCUGCACCAUCUUGGAUGAUGUGUUUUUUGCUUUUUGAAACUGCUUUCCAACAGUUUUGCUCCAGCAGUGUGGGACUUGGCUCUCUUUUACAGCCCACACUGAACUUUUGGCUGGUGUAACUAACCUGCUGUCCAUAUCCAAGCUGGUUAGAGUAAGGCUGUCAGGUAAGCAUCUCCAUUUUCUCCAGUCAUGCCUCUGAGUUGUUCCAACAUCCGAAGGCAGUACUGACAGUAUUUCCCUCUUAGCCAUCAUAAUUUGUCUUUCCAGCUUCUCCACCUUUAGAAAUAGGGAUGAUACCUAUCUACCUCACAAGGGAGUUGUGAGGAUUAAUAUGAGUCCAUAAAGCACAUUGCUGAUAAUGAAUGCUACAGUGCAUUUAUUCUUACCACAAAAACAAUGGUACCUGUCAUUUAUUCUUGUCCACUGGGUAUUUGUAGAAAGCGAUGGCAUGUGUGGAUCUGAUGGCAGAUUGCUCUGUGCAUCCUCAUUCCUACUGAGGAUAAUUUGUAAUACUAAGCUCCCUUAGCUGUGUCGCUUCAGAUGGAGUUGAAAGAACUCAGCGCCUUGUAUUAUCUACACAUCAAGAAGCAGACCAAGAGUUUUAACUCAUCUCUAGUUGAAAUAUGCAUUUCCAAGCUUACUCUCACAGAAAGUUUUCAACUGCAGCAGAUUCAUUUGUAAUAUGACCAUGGAUUUUAUUUAAACUGUAUUUAAAUGAAUGCUUUAAGUUUAGAAUGUGUCCUAAGAAUAUUUUAACAUCUGGAAUGUCAGAUUCAACACUGUAAUAGCCAAUACUGUGAACACUUGAAAGAAUUACGUGUGGAACAUGACACACAGGGUUUACUCACUACUUUAACAUUAACCAAUAGGAAACUUUGUAUGCUUUUGUAAAUCAUGAAAAGAGGAAAGUAAAAAAGAUAUUUUUACAUGUAAGUAUUUGUAUACUUUUUCCUGUUGUAUAUUUGUACAUAUAAAUUUAUAUUUUAUAUGUUCAUGACAUAUGUAUAUUCUCAUCAUCAGCUGCAACUCUCUGAGGAUGGGAACAAAAUCUCAUUACCGGUGUUUCUCCUUCUGACCAUUGGUUUCUUCUUCCUGUUGAUAGCUGAUGCCAGGGUGUAUCACCCCUUGCCCUUUGUAUUUUCUCCUGUAAAUGUAGCUUGCUGAUUUUAUUUUUAAUAUAGCUUAUCUUUCACUGUUUGCUUUUGUGCUGUAAGUGUUCGUGCUGGUUGCCAAAGGCUGGGGCCAUUGUUACAAUUGCAGAUAAAUAUCUAUACUGAAAUAUAGACUCUGUCCCAGACCUGUGUGACUUGAUGUCUCAUCUUCUUGCUUGGAAGAGGAGAACAAUGACAUUUUCCUACUCCCUAUCUUGACUGACUUUCUUGUAAUCUUUUGAGACAGACACUCACAUUUGCAAUGUAUUGCAUUUGUAUACUGCCUUGCAGAAGAGAUGCCUAACAUAACUGAAGGAUACAGGCUAUGCUCUAAUAUAGAAAUAAUACUUCUAAAGUGGCUGCUUCUUGUCCCUGGAGUUUAAAACCAAUCGUAGUCUAAUAAAGCACAGGAUAAAAUCCAGUGGUGAAAGGGUCAUGGAUGCAUGAAGGGUUGUAGAAGUAAAAGACAGUGAGCUUGAUUUAUUGUUAUUUACAUAUUAAUCUUCCCAGUUCAGAUGGAUGGCUGGAUAGACAGAAAGCUAGUAAAGGAAUUAUAAUGCAGGAUUUGAAGAAAGCGAGGCACGCAGAACUAGGAACAACAUCCCACAUUUUGUAGAGGGAAACACAGGACAAUCUAAAGCCCCCUGUGGGAAGAGGAGCUGGAAAGUCAAUCUGGACUUGGGUUUAGAAGGUAUUUGGGCUAAGAGAAUGAUACAAAGAAAGUGCUGCACGGUGCAGUUGGGCUGACUAGACUUACAUGAGAAGUAUUCUUACAAAGCAUAGACUUCCUCUUCAGGAAGCACAGCGUAAGGACUCUGCCUGAGUUACAUUCACACGCAAGGCAGUUUUUAAGCCUGAGAAAAUUUUUAAGGCAGUUACGGCUUGUCAAUGCAUUGUAAACUGAGUUUCAUGCUGCAGCUCUUUGUAGAGUGCUUGCACGUGGUAUGAAAUAAUAUCUCAUGCUACGAGUAGCUUAGAAAAAUAUAGCUCUAGGAACAGUGAAAUGUACAGCAAAAUUGAGAAGAUUGUUAUAGUGCGGUUGUCACAGAUCAAAAGUGUUGCUCUCUGUUUGUAGUGAGGCUUGGAUUUGUGCUAAGAGAUCUGCUUUCAGAAACACUGCACCAGGCUUCAUUAACAGUAAAUGAACAUCAGUUCCAUUAUUUAAAUGAGCCUGUCUUUAGCAUAAACUAAACACAUAUUUACAUGUUUUUUUAUUAUAUGAUUAAGGAACUGUGACCACUGUGUUGGAGAUGGUUCUACAAAGAAAUGACUUGGCAGAAAUUUGUUAAAGAUCAGCACUGUAGUAUCAAGAAAACAUUUCACUGCUUGUCUGUAUGAUAACAGAUCUUGAUGAUUCACCUUCUGAGAGCGCUUAAGACAUCAGCUGAGAAUCAUUUAUUAAUUCUUUAAAGUAAAGCCUACUACAGUUUACCUGAAUGUAAUCAGAUUCUAAUUGCUUAUUCAUUCAAGCAGUCCUACUUUAAUCAACUAGUUAUGUAUAUGGAACAAGCAGGGAGUUUACCUUAGUUUUUCAAAAUAGAUCUUCAUGUUGCUGCUAAUAGAGAAAUACUUAGAAAUAAUUUGAUGGUUUUUUUUUUGCCAUUAGGCAACUCAGUAGUCACCAGAUGUUUCUUCCCUAAUUUAGUUGACCAUUCAAAAUACAUUUUUAAAAGUAUAUAUAUUUUUCAGCUUGCCACAGCCUUCAUCUUUCUAAAAGUUUAAGUUUUAAUAGAUUCCAUGUUGUGUUAACAUCUGAUUUUACUUUUCAGAAAAAUUAUUUUUAAAUAGGAGCAGAAAUUUUCUUCCAGCUUUUGGAUCAGCUAGUUACCAAUUCACAGAUAAUUAACCAAAUAAUGAAAAUAGAUAAUUAAAUAAGUGGAUUUUGUAUUCCAAAACAAUGUACCAAAAAUGAUCUCAACCUUUUCAUCCCCAGAAGGUGUCCAGAUCACUUCCCUCUGCUUACACAAAGGCCUCUUAGCAGAAAGAAAAUAGCGGUUUCUAUAUCCAGCCAAAUUCCCUUCCCAUCUGGGCUGGGAGAUUCCAUCUGCAGAGCGCUUGUGUCAGGUACAUCAGAAAGCAGGAAGGAUUGAGGAAGAGUUCUACUGAGGAGCAGAUGGUGUUCCAACUUCUGAAAAAAAGCCCCUAAAAUUCUUCAAGAGCGCAGUACCCCUUCAUCUCUCCUGCACAUAUUUUUCCAGGAGUUCUCUUUUUCUGAAUGCCUUUAGCUCUAGAAUUGUUCCACUCUCUCCCACAGUAAUUACCACCAAGGAGAAAAUGCCCUUGCAGGAAAAGGCAGAGGAAUGUUCUGUGUUGUCAGAAUUUCUAUCUAUGCAACCUCACGGAAGAAGAAGUCAGCCUUGUAUGAUUUGAAUUGUCAGUUGAAGGCUUAAGUGUUUCUGAGGACUCAGUUCAAAACUAACAGAAAUCACUUUGGCAAGUUCAGACUGUGAGUAGUGCACCAAUCCCAGCACAAUUUUGCACUUCUGAUUACAUUGGUAAGCGGUGUUUUGUCUGUGAAGAUAGUGAUGUUAAGGAGAAGAGCAUCCAGCACUUGGAGGGCUAGACAGACAGUAUGGUCAUACACGCAGACAGCCAGCAGCAGAUCACAAGUGCUCAAAGGAAAUAUUCAGGUACGUAAAAUUAAUGAAGUAAUCGCUCAUGAAUUAUAACUGGAUGGUGCCCUUACCACCUUGCAUAUUGAUGCUUAAAUGCUACUGACCUUUUUUUCUGUAUGUAGCUUAGAAAGUACACACGUCUUUAGUUGGGAUUGAGCAAAUCUGAGAUUUGUUAAUGAUGAACUUGAGGGUACCCUGCAGAGUGAAACUCCAGUGUCAGUGCCAAAGGAUUACAGAGAAUUCUCUGUGGUCAUUGCCAUAUACAGCGUACAUCAGAAAAUGGUGAAUUUACUAAAAAAGAGCUGUUUUUCCUGACUAGGCAGAGUUAGCUCUUUCGAGCAGAAAGUGUUUCAUUUUCAGCAGAUGUGUCUCAUUCUGUUCCUUCAUUCCUGAGAGGGUACAGAGGAAUGCAACUUAACCAUAGGGGAGUGAAUAAUGAUAUGCUGAAUAGCCAGCCACCAGGUUCCUCUACAUUUCUCUGGGUAUUGUUUCGAUGUAUAGCUAAUGACACAGAGAAAAACAAGCUUUUUGUAAGCUUUGUCUUGCAUAAUCCACAGAAGUCUCCUGUGUCUGUUCUGCACUGGAGCCUCUAGGCAAACCCUCCAGAAACAAGCUGAUGGAGAAAGACACUGUUUUUCCCCAGUGAAAGAUAAGGCUUCUGUGGAAGACAUAAUAAUCUGUGUGGCAUCCCUGGCCCCGCUCACCCAGCUUCUGUAGGCUCAUCCAGCCCCACUGCAUGGUAUGCAUUCUCCAGCUGAUUUGCACAGCAUGAAGUUUGCUCUGUCCUCACCUUCUGUGGGAACAGCAGAGUGCUGGUGCUGACCCAGGACUGAGGAGCAGCAGACUCUGUCAGGUUGGCAGUGUCACCUUGCAGCUCAGGUGCUGAACUCAGUGUCUUUAAACGAGGUGGGAAAGAGAUCACUGGCUUUUGUUAUUUGUUGCAAGGUUGACUCACAAGGAGUCACCAUUUCGAGAGUGUUUUAAACAGCUGAUUUUACUUUUUAUUCUUCCUUGCUGCUAUUUCUGGGAAUUGAGGAAGAUAUGCAGCUGUCAGCACCUGCCACUGCUGUCCUGAUUUACUGGCCCUAUACUGACUGUAAAGUUGAACUAAUGCAUGUUCUUACCAUGUAUUAUGCAUGACAGCAUGUUAUGUAUUUUAUUCUGGCACUAUAAUAAAUAAUGUAAGUUGUGUGUAGACUUAGUUUAAGCAGCAAAAAUAGUGCAUUUUCUUUUUUUCGUAUCAUGUGUCAUCCAGUGCACUUUGCUGGAGCCCUGUGAGUGCCAUUAGCAGCUGGCAGAGUACAAAUUGUUGAAGCCAGUUGGGAAAUAUUUACUAUUAAAAUACCAGAAAUAGUUAAACUUGCUUUUGUGAACAUACCACACAGUUUUGUGUUCUGCUAUAAGGAAAACCUCAGGUCUAAGUGUAACCAAAUGACUUUAUUUACAUGGCUAGCACUGAGGUGUUGGCAGGGCAGCAAUCAAGUUUUGGACGUCUAUGGCAUCUCUGUAGCAGGAACUGUACAUGUACAAGAGUAACUGAGAUGCCUGUAGUUCUUUCAUAAUGCUGCUGAAAAUAGUAGUUGUGGAGUCGCAUAGAGAGAAAAAAUUGUGCUCACUGUUGUUUUGAAUGUUCAUCUAUUCCCUCCUCACACAGACACUCAUAGAUCUGCAAACAUGAGGAGUGUCUACAGGGAAACCCUUUUUUCCAGACGGUGGUGAGACAGAACAAAGAAGUCUAAUCUCUUACAUGGCAAAUAUAAGCUAUAGUACUUGUUGUUUCAUGUUAGUUUGUAUAUUUUCAAAGCCUGUGUCUACAUUAGUGAGAAGUGAGCUCAGCUGGAUAAGCUCUAUAGCCUGAAACUGAUAGUGCUAAAUACUUGAUGCCCAAACUAGUUUGUUCCUACGGGCUGAAUGCAACUGGUUACUGGAGCACAUCUUUUAGUUUAAUGGCAAUCCAGUGGACUGCCCCACAGGAAAGUGAAGGGCCUACGAUUCCAACUUUCAGAUAAAUAAAAGCCCUUCCCACCUCCUCCAACCCCCUUAGGCUUUCCAUGGACUCCCUCUACUCAUGUAUUUUCCUUUGAAAUAUGAGAUCAUGUGAGAUGAGAGUUCCUGAGUUCCUCCCAAGGUAGCAUCCAAGCCAGGAAUGUGGUAUAGGACUGUGUAACCCAGUCUGGAUGCAACAGGGAAAGUUUGAUGAAGAGUCAAUUGUGAUUCCACUUCCUGAUGUGGUUUUCACCAUGAAAAUGCAUUAGCAAGCCUUCUUUUUUAUUUUUUAUUUUCAAUAUACUGCCUUCCCUUCAAAUUCCCUUCAUAAAUUUUCCGAUUCCUUUUUCUCGUGGCCUUGCGGUUACAUGUGUGUAUCUGUGUUUAUGUGAAUGUAUAUACAGUAUACAAGCAUUCUUCUGUUCUUACACAGUUGCUAUUAUAUGCUCCUAACAAACUCCUGUAGGAAGUUCAUUUUAUGCUACUUAUUACAUGGGGUUUUUGGUUGUGUUUUUGUAGUGCUGAAGAGUGCAUUCAUAUUAGGUAGCACGGUACACUCAGAAAGAUCUCAUGCUGUUCAUACUUAUUUUACAUAUUUUGCUAAUUGUUUUCUUGCUACACAUCACUUACCUUUUUGCUCCCAUUUGGAGAAUGUGCUUCUAUGUACUUGAAAAUUGUGCCUGGGUUAUUCUAAAAUACAAAUAAAUGUAGACACUUUUCCAAUCCC
Coturnix japonica (Japanese quail) is the source of this 8343-nucleotide messenger RNA. RefSeq names its product ST6 N-acetylgalactosaminide alpha-2,6-sialyltransferase 3 (gene ST6GALNAC3). The record is from RefSeq and is a predicted model, not a curated record. Gene Ontology annotation, molecular function: alpha-N-acetylgalactosaminide alpha-2,6-sialyltransferase activity. NCBI's taxonomy places the organism in Eukaryota, Metazoa, Chordata, Aves, Galliformes, Phasianidae. Gene Ontology annotation, biological process: ganglioside biosynthetic process; oligosaccharide metabolic process.